Molecule: messenger RNA, 2087 nt
Organism: Nylanderia fulva
Lineage: Eukaryota; Metazoa; Arthropoda; Insecta; Hymenoptera; Formicidae
Gene: Mad
Product: mothers against decapentaplegic homolog 1
Biological process (GO): SMAD protein signal transduction; BMP signaling pathway; regulation of transcription by RNA polymerase II
Cellular component (GO): heteromeric SMAD protein complex
Molecular function (GO): I-SMAD binding; DNA-binding transcription factor activity, RNA polymerase II-specific; RNA polymerase II cis-regulatory region sequence-specific DNA binding
Source: RefSeq, a predicted model, not a curated record
UUUACGUUGUCGCAGGUCCCGAUACAAACGGAGCAACGUUCAAGUCGUUCGACGUAAUCCGGCGAGUAAACAUUCGCCGUAGUGUCGCCGCGCCGAGAGGAUGUUUACGCGCUGAGUACAUUUAGCGGAUGGUUCGCGUAAUCUACGAGCACACGAGCCGCGCUAUUGCGGGAGCGAGUGGGAAGCGAAACGUCACGUCAACUACGACGGAGUCGGAGCAUCCUCCAAGUUACCCAGAAAAAUCGGAGGGGACUCGUAGUACGCAUUUCCACGUCCCCAUUGACGGCGGGUGAUCGUCUCGUCGUCGUCGAUCGCGCGAGAAUGGCAGCGGAAUUGCGAUCGAGGGACACGAGGGAACAUUGCUGACAAGAAGAUUCUCUUAUAAUAAAUGUGGACAAAAAUAUUAUGUAUAGAAGUCACUUUUAAAUAAUUACCUUCAAAUAUGGAUGAUGAAGAAGGAACCUCAAGUUCUGGACCUAUGUCUUCAUUGAAUAGUUUAUUCUCGUUCACCAGUCCCGCUGUGAAAAAAUUACUUGGAUGGAAGCAAGGGGACGAAGAGGAGAAAUGGGCAGAGAAAGCAGUUGACUCGUUAGUGAAGAAAUUAAAGAAACGCAAAGGAGCAAUUGAGGAAUUGGAGCGAGCAUUGAGCUGCCCUGGUACACCAAGCAAAUGCGUAACCAUUCCUCGAAGUUUAGAUGGUAGACUCCAGGUUUCCCACCGUAAAGGCUUGCCACAUGUGAUAUACUGUAGAGUCUGGCGAUGGCCAGAUCUUCAGUCACAUCAUGAACUAAAACCAUUGGAGUUAUGUCAAUAUCCAUUCUCCGCUAAGCAGAAAGAAGUUUGUAUUAAUCCAUACCACUAUAAAAGAGUGGAAAGCCCAGUGCUGCCGCCGGUAUUGGUUCCUAGACACUCAGAAUAUGCUCCUGGCCACUCUUUGUUGCCUUUUCAACAACUGGCCGAUCCAAGCAUGCCGCACAAUGUUUCCUAUUCGUCUAGCGGCUUCAACGCCAGCUCUACAGGCGGCGUCAAUCCGACAUCGCCCAUGUCUUCUGUCGGUUCUGUGCCAAGCCCAGGAAGUACGACCUUGCCGAAUCCUCAGAGCCCGUAUGGUACUAAUGGAUUACCAGAAACGCCACCGCCGGCAUAUUCUCCGCCGGAAGACGGCUCGCAAACCGGACAAACCUCAUCGUCGGAUUCGGUUCCGAUGGACACUACCGCGCCCAUCGAAUCAGCUACACCUGUGUGUUAUCAAGAACCACCUUACUGGGCCUCGAUCGCUUACUACGAAUUAAAUUGCCGAGUAGGCGAGGUGUUUCACUGUCAAACGCAUUCGGUGGUUAUUGAUGGCUUUACUAACCCGAGCAACAACUCCGAUCGUUUCUGUCUUGGACAAUUGUCCAACGUAAAUCGAAAUUCCACAAUAGAAAACACAAGGCGACACAUAGGCAAAGGAGUGCAUUUGUACUACGUUGGGGGUGAAGUUUAUGCCGAAUGUCUCUCAGACUCGGCAAUAUUUGUACAAUCUAGAAACUGUAAUCACCAUCAUGGAUUUCAUCCCAGCACAGUUUGUAAAAUUCCACCGGGAUGUUCAUUAAAGAUAUUCAAUAAUCAGGAAUUUGCUCAGCUUCUUUCGCAAAGUGUAAAUCAUGGCUUUGAAGCUGUCUAUGAGCUAACAAAAAUGUGCACGAUUAGAAUGUCUUUUGUAAAGGGGUGGGGUGCUGAAUACCAUAGGCAAGAUGUUACAUCAACCCCAUGCUGGAUUGAAGCACACUUGCAUGGCCCUUUGCAAUGGUUGGACAAAGUGUUAACACAGAUGGGUCCACCCCAUAAUGCCAUAAGUUCAGUGUCAUAAAUAAUAUGCACGCUCUACAACAAAAUGUUUAUUACGAGAAAAGGACAAUUAGUCACAAUGCACUUUCAAGAGUCUAAGGAUAUUGGCCAGAAUAAUUGCCACAAGUGUGAAUUAUGGAGCCCACAUGUUUGACAACGGCUACAGCUGUAAGUUACUUUAUGUUAUACCAAUAUUAAAUUCAUGAAAAUAAGACGAUGAAAAUAAGAUAAUGAAAAUAAAAUAUGUAAUGUUUGAA